Molecule: messenger RNA, 2478 nt
Organism: Mucor mucedo
Lineage: Eukaryota; Fungi; Mucoromycota; Mucoromycetes; Mucorales; Mucoraceae
Exons: 4
Coding region: 1-2478 (825 amino acids)
Biological process (GO): regulation of transcription by RNA polymerase II
Cellular component (GO): nucleus
Molecular function (GO): double-stranded DNA binding; protein binding; transcription coregulator activity
Source: RefSeq, a predicted model, not a curated record
AUGCAAAUCCGAGUAUUAGGCGUGCCCCAAACUGGAGCCAAAUCUCGUGUGGAAACUCAAAUAAAAUUAUGUAUCCAAUUAGUCACAGAUGAUGGCGAUAAAGCCCAAUGGUGGUCUCACCUGAAAUUACCUGAACAUAUGGUCGCCAAAGACAAAUUAAAACGCCAAGUCUUACUGUCGACACAACCCAACGGCACUAAAAUUGCCAACGUACCCGGCCUCGAAAGUCCUCUGAUUAAACCCGAAAAAAUGCUCUAUUUAACAGCUCGUGUCAUUUGUGCCAGUGACCCUUCUCGCAAAGUCGUCACCUGCCUUGGCUGCAUUCAACGCGAGCGUAAAAGAUCACAACGUAGAAAAGAAAACAAGGUCAAGAACGAGACCGAUGAAAUGAUGGAAGAUGACAAAUCAUUAGCUAACGAAGAACAAAAAGUCCUGUUAUUUAAUUGUUCAGAAGUAGUUGAUUUCAGCUCAGGCGAUACUAUUCUUCCUACUCGUAUUACCUGUUACUGCAGACAUCACAACGAGCGACUUGGUUUCUGUAUCUACUUUGAAAUGCAUGACCAUACUGGCAAACAGGUGGCGACCGGUAUGUCACCGCCCAUUAUGAUUACGGAUGACCAUAAAUCCAACAAGAUCAAAGCCGGUCGAAAACGUCUCCGUACUGACGAAAAGCCAACCACCAGCAGUAGCAGUACGACCACUAGCCAUAGUAACAGUCAUAAACGAGCCAUCUCACCUGCGCCCCCACUUUCCAUCUCUUCAUCUACAAACACGGCUCUUGAUCGUCCUUUACUACAACGGUUAAUCCCCAAUGAAGGCCCUACAUUCGGUGGUGUGGAAGUCACCGUACUUGGAAGUGGGUUCAGAUCAGGUUUGACCUGUAUGUUUGGCGAUGUUGCUGCUUCCAGUACUCACUAUUGGUCCCCAAAUACUUUGGUCUGUAUCUUACCGCCUGCUGCUGAAGCAGGUACUGUGGUGGUUUCAUUCAAGGAGCAUCCGUUGGUGGUGGAUAGUCAAGACGUAACACUCUUUACCUAUUAUAACGAGAAUGACCGUGCUCUCAUGGAACUCGCGCUUCAAGUGGUGGGACUUAAAAUGACCGGUAAAGUAGAAGAUGCACGAGAUAUUGCUAUGCGAAUUGUUCAGGGUGGCAACACGGGUGGCAAUAAUAACAGUGGUGGUAGUAAUACAGAUAAGGGAGGAAGACAGAAUACUAAUGGCACGCAUCAAAUGUCUUUGGAACGUCAUAUUAUCCAAGUACUUGAAGUCAUGAGCACAUUUCGAGACGUUGAAUCAGCGGAUGUCUCGAUUACAAGUGCACAAGGUCACACGAUGCUUCAUUUGGCUGCCAUGCUUGGUUUUGAGAAAUUAACACGAACCUUGAUUGAACUUGGAUGUGAUGUAGAUAGAACCGAUAAAAAUGGAUACACAGCUUUACAUUAUUGUGCUUGGUACAAUCAUCUUCACGUCGUUCAUGCCUUGUUGGAAGGAUCAGCUGAUGUAGAAAUCUCCAAUAUGUGGAACAAGAAACCUAUCCAUUUGACCCAAAACAUGAGUAUCCGAAACAGUUUAUGGAAUCAUGUACCCUUAGUAGAAGACGAUUCAGACUCUGCUCAUGAGGGUGGAUAUACAUCAUCAGAAGAUAUGAUGAGUGCAGAUAUUGAUACAUCCUAUGCAGAAGAAGAUUCAGAUGAAAGUAUCUGGCUAAGUGAAGCUGAAUCUGUGGAUAAUUCAGGCUGGAGACAAUCCUACUUGUCUGAUUCAGAAGAAUCCAGUUCAGCAGAUGACGAUGUAGUUGUUUAUGAAGGACUUCGUCACCGUCGUCGACAACAAUUAAUCACUUUUGCACCUCAUCAGUCACAACCUACGAUGGCUAUUCAAUACUUAAACGAAGAAGGAUCUAUGUCGCAUUCAGCGGAUGAAAUCCUUGACGCACAACCUCUCUUUGGGAUUGAUCCAACAACCGAUUACGAAGAUAAUAAUGACGAUGAUGAACGGAAAGAAAUGAAUUGGAUGCAACGUACAUUAUCUCAUUUCGGUCAACCUACCACAGAUUCGUUCUUACAAAAUAUCAAGAACAAUAUCCCUGCUAAACCUGCUGAAUUGAAUUUGAAAACCAUUGCAGAUCAUUUAUUACAGUUUCCUCGUCCGGCUACCAUGAUUGCCAAUAUGUCCGAAAUGUUCUCUACAGAUAAUCAUGUCAAGACACAGGAAGAGCCUGCAGAACAAACACUGGCUUGGUAUAUGGCACUAGCUUAUGCUAUGGGGGCACGAAGUAAUGAAGAAGAAGAGGUGAAAAAAUCUACAGAAUUUCAUACACCUCUUUAUUCCUCUGCUUGUGCGGGUCAGGAAAUCGAAGCAAAGAAACGUCGUGAUAAGCGAUUAUUUUCUUUCUGGGUUCCCAUGUUAUGUCGUAAGUUACAUUGCACUUCUUUUUUUUUCUUCUUAUCAUUAUCUAAUAUGCAUCCUUCUUUUUAG